This is a messenger RNA of Lontra canadensis (Northern American river otter), 2320 nucleotides long. RefSeq names its product WD repeat domain 43 (gene WDR43). The record is from RefSeq and is a predicted model, not a curated record. Gene Ontology annotation, biological process: maturation of SSU-rRNA from tricistronic rRNA transcript (SSU-rRNA, 5.8S rRNA, LSU-rRNA). Bases 45 to 2093 code for a protein of 682 amino acids. The transcript has 18 exons. NCBI's taxonomy places the organism in Eukaryota, Metazoa, Chordata, Mammalia, Carnivora, Mustelidae. Gene Ontology annotation, cellular component: nucleolus. Gene Ontology annotation, molecular function: protein binding.
AUGCGCACAGACGAACACGUGGCUGCCGCGGAGCCAGGGCAGCAAUGGCGGCGGGUGGCCGUGGUGUUGCCGACCCCCUGUCCCCGGCAGGGGUUCCGUGCGCCUUCUCCCCGCUGAACCAGGCCUACUUCGCUUUGGCGUCUGCCGACGGUCAGUUGCGAGUGUGGGAGACCGCCAACAAUAGGCUGCACCAAGAGUACGUGCCUUCCGCGCACCUCAGCGGUACCUGCACCUGCCUGGCCUGGGCGCCAGCGCGACUGCAGGCCAAGGAAAGUCCCCAGAGGAAAAAAAGGAAAUCAGAAGCUAUAGGAACGAGUAACCAGAUUGACUUGUUGGCUAUUGGUACAGCAGUUGGUAGUAUUUUAUUAUACAGUACAGUAAAAGGAGAAUUACACAGUAAAUUGAUAAGUGGUGGACAUGACAACAAGGUUAAUUGCAUACAGUGGCAUCAAGACAAUGGCUGUUUGUAUAGUUGUUCAGAUGAUAAAUAUAUUGUGGAAUGGAAUACACAGACAUGCAAAGUAAAGUGCAAAUGGAAAGGCGACAAUAGCAGUGUCAGCUCCCUGUGUAUCAGCCCAGAUGGAAAGAUGUUGCUUUCAGCUGGUCGAACAAUCAAACUGUGGGUUUUGGAGACCAAAGAAAUCUACAGACACUUCACAGGCCAUGCAACGCCAGUUUCAACACUCAUCUUCACUACUAUCAGACCUCCUAAUGAGAGCCAGCCCUUUGAUGGAAUCACUGGUCUUUAUUUCUUGUCUGGAGCAGUACACGACCGGUUACUCAAUGUCUGGCAGGUCCGGUCAGAAAACAAAGAAAAGAAUGCAGUGAUGUCUUUUACAGUUACAGAUGAACCUGUCUAUAUUGAUCUGACUUUGUCAGAAAAUAAGGAAGAGCCUGUCAAGUUAGCUGUUGUUUGCAGAGAUGGUCAAGUUCAUCUUUUUGAACACAUACUAAAUGGAUACUGCAAAAAGCCUUUGACUUCAAACUGCACAAUUCAGAUAGCAACACCUGGGAAAGGCAAGAAAUCAACACCAAAACCCAUCCCUAUUCUAGCAGCUGGUUUUUGCUCAGACAAAAUAUCACUGUUGCUUGUAUAUGGCAAUUGGUUUCAGCCCGUCAUUGAGCGAGUGGCUUUAAAUUCCAAAGAAUCUCAUAUGUGUUUAGUAAGAGAUAUUUCAAACUGCUGGGCCCCCAAAGUAGAAACAGCUGUAACAAAGGUGAGAACACCAGUGGUGAAUUCUGAAGCAAAAGUUCUGGUGCCAGGGGUACCUGGUCAUCAUGCAGCUAUCAAGCCUGCUCCUCCACAAAUUGAGGAAGUAGAGAGCAAGAGGAAAUUGGGGGAGAAUGAGAUUAGCAUUGAAGAGCGCUUGGGAGCACUGGAUAUAGAUACAAAGAAAGAAAAGGAUGACCUUCCACAGACAAAUAGCUUUCCAGUUCUUCUCACACAGGGUUUAGAAAGUAAUGAUUUCGAAAUGCUAAAUAAAGUACUUCAAACUAGGAAUUUAAACCUAAUUAAGAGGACUGUAUUAAGGAUGCCCCUGCAUGCUGUUAUUCCAUUGUUGCAAGAGCUUACAAAGAGAUUGCAGGGACAUCCUAAUAGUGCCGUUUUAAUGGUUCAGUGGCUAAAAUGUGUGUUAACGGUCCAUGCAUCCUACUUAUCCACAUUGCCUGAUCUGGUACCCCAGCUGGGAACGCUGUAUCAGUUAAUGGAAAGCAGAGUAAAAACUUUUCAGAAACUCUCCCACCUUCAUGGAAAGCUUAUUCUUCUAAUCACUCAAGUUACAGCAUCAGAAAAAACAAAGGGAAUGACUUGUCCUGCACAAAAGGCAAAAUUGGUGUACGAGGAAGAAUCUUCUGAAGAGGAGUCAGAUGAUGAAAUUGCAGAGAAGGACUCUGAUGAUAACUGGGAUGAAGAUGAGGAAGAGAAAGAAAGUGAAAAAGACGAGGAUGUUGAUGAAGAGAACGAAGAGGAAGAGGAAGAUGCCGAAGAGAAAGAUGAGGAGAACGGGGAGGAGGACAGGGAUGUGGCCAGUGAGAAAGAAUUAAAUGGAGAUUCUGACUUAGAUCCUGAAAAUGAAAGUGAAGAAGAAUGAGGACGGAGAACAAGUUGAUGGAACUAUCACCUCUGGUGCGCCUUCCCCAGUGCUGCCGAGUUCUCCUGGGAAGGGUUGUCUCUGGGACAGGCGCCAAGGACCGUUGCACAUUUCCAGAUUCCUCGUGGUGGUUCCCAUGCCAUCUCGCUGUCCUGAGCACCCCAGACUUCACUGUGUAAAUAAGAGUGUUUCCUUCAAAUGUUAAUAAACUUUACACAGCAAAUAGA